UUUGUAAUAUCGACGACUUGUUUUCCCUCGUCUCUCCAGGCAAAGAGAACCAAGAAGGUCGGAGUCGUAGGAAAGUAUGGUACUCGUUACGGUGCCUCACUUCGAAAAAUGGUUAAGAAAAUGGAAAUCACCCAGCACUCGAAGUACACAUGUGUCUUCUGCGGAAAAGUAAGUCUGACAUAACGAAGAAAAAUACAAAUUCGCUUGUUGGUGUGAGAACUCUCGAAAACUUUGCGAUCAUUCUAUAUCCUAGGUCUUGCACCAUACCAGAGUGAUUUGUAUUUUUCUCCAAAUCGGAUCAAAUGAUUCGCCUGCUGUUACAAUAUUUAUUACCAUAAAGCAUUUAAUUACGUACAUGAAAAAUGUCAACCCAAAGAAGAACACCACAAUUAAGUCGAAUGCUAGUUGUCAGUGUUAUGAAUGUCAGCUCUCUCCAUUCUCUUCGUGGUCGGAGUGAGGACACCUCAUAACAGCUGACAAACAGUGCUAUCUGAGUUGGAUAGCUACAUUUUUAAACCAUAUGUCUAGCGCUACAUUUGCAAUGAGUGAUUUUGAUAUUGCUGAUAGUGACAGAGGGCAGAAUUCUUGACAGUACGGUAUGUACCAGGACCCAGUUGUUCAAAAGAUGGAUAAAUUGCUAUCCAGUGGACAAGUGUCAACACAUCUUACUGUACCAUCAACUGGAUAGAGAUUUAUCCACUGGACAGUAUUAACCACCCUGUGAACAACCAGGGCUAGGUAUAAUGCCUAACUUGCCUACAAGCUCUUUGUGCCUCACUAGCUUUCACUUGUAAAAUCAGAAUUAGCUGGAUGCUUUCACAAGUCACUUAGAUUUAUUUUAAUGAUUUGCAUUUCCUACAAAUAAUAAAAUCUUCCUGCAUCUUGUUUCUUCUUCCAGGAAGCCCUGAAAAGGAAAUGUGUGGGAAUCUGGUAUUGUAGGGGAUGUGGAAAAACUGUUGCUGGAGGAGCUUGGGUUGUCAGGUGAGAAAGAAUACCCAUAAACUUUGGGUUCUGCUGUUAUCCCAAGCAUUGCUACAAACUGCAUAAAUGAUUCUUCAUUAAAAGGGGACUAAAAGCCAAUGGACUGUGACGACAUGUCUUUCUCCACACUCAUUUAUCUCCCACAGUGAAACUUGCAUUAAGCAGAUUCUUGAACUUAAGAGACUUUUGCACUUAGCAGACUCAAGUUGAGGUCUUACUGGUUUCUGCUUUGUGCAAAUUUCAAUUUUAUUUGUUCAGAAAUUAAUUGUCAAUUACUCUUAAUUUUGUCAUAUUAGUACUACUUCUACAUAUCUCAGAUUUGUAAAAGUACUCUUGUGUCAAACUUUGAAGAGCCUGCCAAUUACAGAAUCAAAAGUAGGAUACCCUCUUUUUCUGGUUAAGGUCUCCAUCUUAAGGGAAAUAGAGUGACAUUAGUUAGUCCAAAGUUUUCUUUGACCUAGACUGUUUUCAUAAUAAAAACUUCUCUGUGUUUUCUGAUGCACGAUGAUGAAAGCUUCUCUCUCUUUCAUUUUAGCACCACAGCUGCUGUGACAGUGAGAAGUGCAGUGCGUCGUCUCAGGGAAAUGCAGGAGACAUAA
Messenger RNA from Pocillopora meandrina, 1580 nucleotides. NCBI's taxonomy places the organism in Eukaryota, Metazoa, Cnidaria, Anthozoa, Scleractinia, Pocilloporidae. The record is from the annotation of a GenBank genome assembly.